This is a messenger RNA of Limulus polyphemus (Atlantic horseshoe crab), 3997 nucleotides long. Its product is annotated as hepatocyte nuclear factor 6-like. Gene Ontology annotation, cellular component: nucleus. Gene Ontology annotation, molecular function: DNA-binding transcription factor activity, RNA polymerase II-specific; RNA polymerase II cis-regulatory region sequence-specific DNA binding. The transcript has 2 exons. Gene Ontology annotation, biological process: regulation of transcription by RNA polymerase II. The record is from RefSeq and is a predicted model, not a curated record. Bases 140 to 1672 code for a protein of 510 amino acids. Lineage: Eukaryota; Metazoa; Arthropoda; Merostomata; Xiphosura; Limulidae.
CCGUGUAUUAAGGUGACGCGUCUUUGUCCAUUCCCAGCCCUUGAUCCUGUUAAAAACCCAAUCAGUAGGAGCUAAGAAACCAACCUAGCAGGUGGAACCGGUCGAUAAACUAUAAUUUUUACAUUAAGCCAAUCUUAUCAUGGAUAACCUGGCCGAACUGGACGGCGACGAGUCGACAGAACCAGUGCAGUCAGAGCAUAUUACCGAGCCGACUAAACUGUUGGCUCCCCACUCUUCUGACGGCGACGACGAAGCAGAAAAUUCCAGCAUGCUGGACUUAGCCGAUUUUCGCGCUUUUAGCGGAUCCCCCUACCACACUCUGAGUGGACGAAUGUCCCCAAGUUUCUCUUCUGGCAGCAGCUACGCUACACUGACCCCACUUCAACCACUGCCCCCCAUCUCUACUAUGUCUGAUAAAUUUAGCCAUUACGGGCAUGCAGGUAGCAGCUUUGUUCUACUUCAAGGAAUGACCAUGAGUAGUUAUCAAUACGACAAGUCUGGUGGCAUGACUGUGAUGAAUAUUAGUCCUACUCUGGGAGCUACACAUCCCUCACCCAUUGCUAUGAUGAACACUAAUGGGUUUCUCCCGUUAGCCACUCAUGUGGGCAUCCCCUCCCCAAAUUAUUCUCAGAACGGACACGAAUCGCCUGAAAAAGGGAUAUCAAACAACGGAUACGAUACCUAUAGUCUACGAGAUCAGACACGAAACUUGAAACCUCCACAGAGUCCUCCUGUCAGUUUGCACUCCCCCACGAGUCUGAUGCCUACUUUGAACGGCUUGAAUGCCCCUGAGACUCCCCCAUCAGUUCAACUGACCAGUCCAGUGAUUACACCUGAGCAGGAAGACACUAAAUCGGUAACUGCAACGGCUUUCACUACUUCAUCUGAUGUGGGGUUGACCAUCUCACAACCUCUUGUGGCUAUUGCUACUAUAAAUGUGUCCAAUGGUGAUGAAAGCCUAUCGACGUCAAUCCCCAUCAAAACUUUAGAAACCUCUGCAACCUCACUCCCUAAGUCCUCCUCUGUAGAUGAUGUGGAAGAAGAAAUUAAUACCAAAGAGUUAGCUCAGAGAAUAAGUGCCGAACUAAAACGUUACAGCAUCCCUCAGGCCAUCUUCGCUCAACGUGUACUGUGUCGCUCACAAGGAACCCUUUCUGACCUACUACGCAACCCCAAACCUUGGAGCAAACUGAAGUCCGGUCGAGAAACUUUCCGGAGGAUGUAUAUGUGGCUGGAAGAGCCAGAAUUCCAGAGAAUGUCAGCAUUAAGACUAGCAGCAUGUAAACGAAAGGAAGAAGCCCCCCAGCAGAAAAAACACAACCAACCUAAGAAACCGCGUCUCGUCUUUACCGACCUCCAGAGGCGGACGUUACAAGCAAUCUUCAAGGAGACCAAAAGGCCUUCCAAAGAAAUGCAGAUUACUAUUGCACAACAACUCGGACUCGAUCUAACUACAGUAGGGAACUUCUUCAUGAAUGCUAGACGUCGUUCUCAAGACAAGUGGGCAGAAGAAAGUAAAUCUCAGCCACAGGAUAGCGCUGCAGUCGGCAACGUCAACGUAUCUUGUGUGACACUUAUCAAUAGCAGCGCCCCCUCGCCAUUGUCACCCUCAGCAAACUGUGAGUCACCGACUCUUUCAACAGUUUCGGUCAGUAAUUUAACAUCAUCCUAGAUUUGUUCAAGCAUACAGUUUCAUGUAACAUCAAAAGUUUUCAUCAUGCAAAAUCAAGACUCUUACCAUAAUGAUAAACCGGCAGACUUAAUGAGAGCUGCCAAUGUCAUUAGUUUAUCACUUUUUGUUUUGAUUUUCACCACAAGAAUCGUGUACUUGCCUGCUAAGUUACGUGACAAGUAUCGCAUACAAAGUGUUUUCGAAGCUCAAGCUCAACUUUAGAUACCUCUAGGUGGUGUCUUAACAUUCCUGAAACCACUAUAAUAAUUAUGCACAUUUGUAACCUUGGUUUCUUGACUAAAUCAUUUCAUCAAAACUUUCUCUCGGUAUGGAAGAGCUCCUAAAGUAAGGGCAAUAAUGUCAACAUUACUGUAGUCACUUGUCAGUACAACUAACUACUUAAACAAGAAAGAAAAAAAAAUCAUAAUAUAUUAACAAAACAUUUUACGAAUGGAUGUUUAUGUAUUUUUGCCACGUUACAAAGCGUGAAUAUUCCGCGUGUUUUUCUUCAUCAUGAAUGUGUAGGGCUGAUUAUUACUAUCAGUACAAUUCCUAUCAUGAAACUAAAAACCAUUCCAGUAUUUAAAUUGUGUGUUAAUAUACAUAAUAUUUUAAAUUAGAAUUAUAUGUUUUAUAUAUAUAUUUAUUUAUUCUAUUAUUUAACAAGCUACUUAAUUCGUUAAAUACUCAGUUCUCAACCUUUUGAAGUUUGACAUUAAUACUUGUUGAGAUUAUCUUAAAUUGCGACGAAGACUACGUGUAUGAAUAUGUUUCUAGCUCAAUGCAGUUAAAGGUCACGCGUUUGCAUUGCAUCAAUUGUUUCUUGCAUAAUUAAGAUAUUUUGACUGGAUUUUAUAAAAUUCUCUGACAUUCCUGAUAUAUAACAGAGAUUGAAGUGUUGUAGACUUAUUGGUUAGUUACACUAUCCGACCUACAGAGGCGGAUUGUGUUACAGAUUAACUGGUUUAGAACAGAAUUAAGAUCUGGUUGGUUCAUUAGAUUAUUUGACUUACAGAGUUCGAAUUAUGGUAGAGACUGACCUUUUGUGGGUUAGUUACAACGCUCUACCUAGAGAGAAGGCAAAUUAUAAUAGAAUCGCUUUAGAACAUAGUGAGAAGCUGGUUAGACAUUAACAGUUUUUAACCCGCAUAUAACUGAAUGUGUUGGAGAUAAACAAUAUUGUAGGAUUUAUAAAAGAGGUUAUUUGAUUUUAUCUAUGGUGUUAUUCCUUAUUAUUAUUAUUUAAGCUACUUAGUUAGUUUAGAUAUUUAACCUACAGAUCAUAGACACGCGCGCGCAGUGUUUUAAUUGUGGUUUUGAAGCAGGCGGAACGCCCUUUCAUGAUCUACUUUGACAUUCAAAUCACAAAACCAAGAAAGCAAAUGGCUUGAACCCUGAAGAGGCGGCACGCCGUUUCGGACCGUUCCACCCCAGUUUAACCCCGGCGGACGGGGCAUGUGGGUAGACAAGUCAGAAAUAUAUAUGCUAAAAUUCUCUCUGAAUUAACCAGCUUCAUAUAAAAACACAUGUGAUGAACUUGUAGCUCGUAAAUUUGCUGCAACAAAUAUCUGUGGCGAAAGAUUCAGAUAUUUAACUUACCCAAACGCAAAUUCCUUCUUUUUUCUAACCCCUUGAUGACAAAUAUGUAAAUUUGUAGUAAAUAUUUCGCGCUUUCUUUACUGGAAUGAGUUAUUCUAUGAUUAUGAUAAGAGAACAUAGAGUAGGAUUCGCGUAAAAAGAUCUUAUGACUCUUUCGGUUAUAGGGUUUUAUUACGUAAAACGAGUCUUAGAUUAUUUUAGGAGAUCUGUAACCAUAUAUAAAAUAAAGUUAAACAACUAUUGGUGAUAUAAAUAUUAACAUAUUUAUUUUUCAUUACAGUUUUUUUUUCUUACGCUAUCAUUUUUUUUUCUUUUCAUUAUGUCCUAUUAAAAUUCGGAAUACAUAGGUUUUCUAUUGGAAAAUAAAAACAAGUAGCUAUUAACUAGUUGUAAUUAACCGGAAAUGACAAGAUAUGGUGAGUAAGCCAUGAAGUUUGUUGUUGAUGUCUGUUAUAACUGUAAAUUAUCUUUAAAGAAACGGUUGUAUUAGCUACUCUCUGCUGUCGGUAAAUGUCUUUAAUUUUCCAGUUUAACUCAAGUAAGAAUCUUACUAGUGUUAGUAAAAGUUAGCGUGAAUGAAAUACUUAAGUGUGAAUAUUUCUCUAGAUAGAGUGAAAUCUAUGAUUACUCUUACAAUCAAAUCAUCCAGUUUCAAAAUAGUUCCUAAAAUUUCUUAAGUAGUUUAUUUAAAACUUUUUUUUAAAAUUCAGAUUGUAUAAUAUAUAA